AUGAAUGUGGGUCAAAACAGUUGCAAUUCGCAGCUGAAAUGCCAAAAACGAACCAGCGCUUUAAUUUAUGGAGCUGACGAAAACACGUUAACGGACGAAAAUGGUAAUAUUUGGGACGUACAUCCGAUAACACAACAUGCAGCACGUUCAACAAAUCUUAUUCGAGAAAUUGUUGAUAAUUUUUCAGCAGUUUCUAUCUCAAAAAAACCAAUGAUAAAACUACACUUAGGCGACCCAUCGGCCACUGGACUUUUUUCACCGUGCCUAGAAAUUGAAAAAGCACUUGUGAACACUGUUGUUUCACAUAAAUAUGACUGUUACGGCCCGGCAGUUGGUCGCCCGGAACCACGUGAAGCAAUUGUACGCCAUUUUUCCACUGCAGCAGCGCCGUUUACCGUCGAUGAUGUCGUUCUCACCAGCGGAUGUUCACACGCUUUACAAUUGUGUAUUGAAGCUUUGGCAAAUCCCGGUGACAAUAUCCUCCUUCCAUCACCCGGUUUCCCACUUUAUACCACACUUUUACGACCACAUGGCAUUAAGGAAAAAUUCUAUAGGAUAAUUCAGGAUGGAGAAGUAAAACUUGAUGUAGAUCAGCUGGAAAAUUUAAUUGACGACAAAACGAAGGCAAUUGUUGUGAAUAAUCCGUCGAAUCCAGUUGGUGCUGUAUAUGCAAAAAAACAAUUGGAAAGUCUACUACAAGUCGCAUUUAAAUAUAAGAUUCCAAUUAUUGCCGACGAAGUAUAUGGAAGAAUAACAUUUCAUAAUGCCGAAUUUUAUCCGUUGGCAUCAUUGGAACCAAAAGUACCAAUUUUAACAUGCGACAGUAUUUCGAAACGUUAUCUGUCACCGGGUGCUCGGCUUGGUUGGAUAAUAAUUCAUGAUCGUUAUGGUGCACUAAAACAAGUCCGCUUUGGUAUUACCUCAUUGGCACAAAAGAUAUGUGGACCAUGUACACUGAUCCAAGGAGCAUUACCGGAUAUUUUGGACAAUACACCGGCAUCAUUUUUAGAAAAUAUUCGCAGCAAAUUGGGAGCAAAUGCCGAUGCAGCUUAUCAAAUACUCAGUCAAAUACCUGGAUUGCAGCCGGUGAAACCGGAAGGUGCAAUGUAUUUGUCGAUAUGUAUAAAUGAAAAAAUUUAUGGAACAGAAAAACUUUUCUUGCAAAAAUUGAUUAACGAAGAAAAUGUGUAUUGCUUACCGGGUUCAGCAUUUUUCUAUCCGGGAAUGAUUCGUUUGGCUUUGAUAUAUCCAAAAGAUGUUAUUGUUGAAGCCUGUAAUCGAAUUGCAAAUUUCUGUCGUACUGUUUAUAGCAACAAAAAAUAA
Molecule: messenger RNA, 1323 nt
Organism: Enterobius vermicularis (human pinworm)
Lineage: Eukaryota; Metazoa; Nematoda; Chromadorea; Rhabditida; Oxyuridae
Source: the annotation of a GenBank genome assembly